AUGCCUCAAUCAUUGAAUUCGAUUUCAUGGAAGGCGAAAUGCGUUGCAACAGCCGCACUACUCCUCUGCCCUCUUUUGAGCAAAAUUGGACUUGUUGGAGCUGACAAUCCCUUUGUACAGACGAUUUACACAGCAGAUCCGGCACCGAUGGUCUAUGAUGAUCGUGUGUAUGCCUUUCUUGACCAUGACAACGAUGGCGCUACGACCUACGUGAUGACAGAAUGGCGUCUUUUCUCAACAGCAGACAUGGCAAACUGGCAAGAUCACGGAUCUCCUGCCAGCCUGGCCACCUUCAGCUGGGCCAACGCCAAUGCAUGGGCUCCGCAAGUUGUUGCCCGUCAUGGGAAGUUCUAUAUGUACGCCCCAAUGCGCCACACUACCGGUGCAAUGGCUGUGGGAGUCGCCGUGAGUUCCACCAUCACAGGCCCGUACAAAGACGCCUUGGGAAAACCUUUGGUCGAGAAUAACGAGAUAGACCCGACGGUCUUCAUCGAUGAUGACGGUCAAGCUUAUUUGUACUGGGGAAAUCCAGAUCUGUACUACGUCAAGUUGAACCAGGAUAUGAUCUCAUACAGUGGAAGUAUAAUGAAGACUUCGCUCACAGUUGCUGGCUUUGGGCCAAGGACUGGUAGCAGUACGUCGCGCGCGACAUCCUUUGAAGAAGCACCUUGGCUUUACAAGCGCAACGGCACCUAUUAUCUGGCUUACGCAGCAAAUUGCUGUUCCGAAGACAUCCGAUAUUCAACCGCCCCUAGUGUCACAGGGCCCUGGACAUACCGAGGAGUUAUCAUGGCAAGUGCCGGCUCAAGCUUUACAAAUCAUGAAGGCAUCAUUGAUUACAAGGGCAACUCAUACUUUUUCUACCACAAUGGUGCCUUGCCCGGCGGGGGAGGUUAUCAGAGGUCAGCAUGCGUUGAAAGAUUUGUCUACAACUCUGAUGGUACUAUUCCUACAAUUAAGAUGACGACAGCUGGGCCCCCGCAAAUUGGCACUUUGAAUCCUUAUGUGCAGCAGGAGGCAGAGACAGCAGCUUGGUCCCAGGGUGUAAAGACGGAGGUCUGCAGUGAAGGCGGCAUGGACGUUAGUAGCAUUAACAACGGCGACUAUAUCAAGGUUAAGGGUGUUGCCUUCGGUACCGGGGCUAAGUCUUUCUCUGCUCGCGUUUCUUCCGCCACCAACGGAGGUACGAUUCAAGCGCGCCUAGGGAGCACUUCAGGCACUCUUGUUGGAACUUGCACUGUAUCAGGCACUGGCGGCUGGCAGACAUGGAAGACUGUAACUUGUCCAAUAAGUGGGGCCACAGGAACCCAAGAUUUGUACUUUGUCUUUGCAGGUAGUGGUUCUGGCUUCUUGAUUAACUUCAACUGGUGGCGCUUUGACGAAAAAUAA
Messenger RNA from Botrytis deweyae, 1389 nucleotides. RefSeq lists its product as uncharacterized. Bases 1 to 1389 code for a protein of 462 amino acids. Gene Ontology annotation, molecular function: hydrolase activity, hydrolyzing O-glycosyl compounds; carbohydrate binding. Gene Ontology annotation, biological process: carbohydrate metabolic process. Lineage: Eukaryota; Fungi; Ascomycota; Leotiomycetes; Helotiales; Sclerotiniaceae. The record is from RefSeq and is a predicted model, not a curated record. The transcript is spliced from 2 exons.